Bombyx mandarina (wild silkworm) is the source of this 629-nucleotide messenger RNA. RefSeq lists its product as uncharacterized. The record is from RefSeq and is a predicted model, not a curated record. NCBI's taxonomy places the organism in Eukaryota, Metazoa, Arthropoda, Insecta, Lepidoptera, Bombycidae.
CAUGUACUUCAGUUAGUAUAAAAUGCAAUGCUGUCUGAAUUGUGGUCACAAGAUGAGUUCUAAGGAAGUUCAAUGGGUGCUAUUAAUGUCCGUUUUUGUUCAUGUUUGGGGAUAUCCUACUCCUUUCCGUGAAGGGGAACCAAGAUCUCCUCAUGCGGUAGUAUCAGACCUGAACUCUCGUUUGGCUUCCCAUACGCCUCGUCUGAAAGCUCAGGAGCCUCGGCUACCGCUGCCGAGUCUUCAAGAACUGGAGGCCAUUAAGAAAGUCGCACAGAUCCUCAUUAUGUUAGGAGACCAGGUAAUACCCGCAAUCAUAGGUGAACCUCCGAAGCACCUCCAGCCGCCUGGCGGCGUCGACGUCCCAAACGACCCCGUCAACGAUAAACAAGAUUAACUUUAAUGUCACUGUUUAUAGUUCAUUUUUCUUUAAGGUUUUUCAUUUAAUUACGCUCAUGUUAAUAAAGUUUAUAGUGUAAAUCUCAUAAGUAUAGCUAAAGAUAAGAAAAAUAACAGCUUAAGUGGAAAAAAAUAGUUUAAAUUGAUAUUCUAUAUAUAAAGAAAUUGUAAUUAAUGAUAUUUAAAUUUUGAACAUCACUUAUUCCGUAGAUAAGUAAACUACUUUAAUCUGA